Molecule: messenger RNA, 1507 nt
Organism: Centruroides sculpturatus (bark scorpion)
Lineage: Eukaryota; Metazoa; Arthropoda; Arachnida; Scorpiones; Buthidae
Product: ras-related protein M-Ras-like
Exons: 3
Coding region: 12-251 (79 amino acids)
Molecular function (GO): GTPase activity; GTP binding
Source: RefSeq, a predicted model, not a curated record
AUUCAUAUCCAAUGUUACUGGUAGCAAACAAAGUGGAUUUAAUUCAUUUGAGAAAAGUGACGGAAGAUCAAGGACGCGACUUGGCUGCCCAAUUAAAGAUCUCUUACAUUGAGACAAGUGCCAAAGAUCCACCACUCAAUGUGGAUGCUGCCUUCCACGAAGUAGUUCGAAUCAUAAGAAAUUUGCCGCCGCAGACCGAUAAAAAGCGCCGCCGUGAAUGGUGGAAAAAUAGAAAAUGCGUUCUUCUCUAGCGUAACGUCGAUUUUAAAUCCGGAGAAAAAUUACGUUUUCGUGUGGAAUGUUAAAAGUUGAAAACGAAAUGUUAUUCUGUCAUUCGUGCGAAAUCGUAAAACUAUUAAAAAAAAAAAAAAAAAAAAAAUAUUGGUAGUCAAUUCUAAAUUGUUGUUGCCUACAGUUGCUUUGUGGUAUAUACAAUAUAUAUACUGUAUGUAUUUGUGCAUAUCUGUUUCACGUUUUCCAUUCGAUUAUCGAAUGACGACAAUACGUUCCUGUAAAUAAUUUAGUUGCAGAAUGAAUUUACGAUGUAAAAAAUUUCCAAACGUGGGAAACCAAUUCAGGAGAUUUCAUUUUGAAAUUGUUAAUUGACGAGAUGCUAAAUCAAAAUAUUUUCCUUUUUUAUUUUUAUUUUUUUUUUUCAUUUUUAAUUGUUAAGCAUAAUACGGUUGUAAUUAUAGUUAUGUACGAGGACAUGAUGUUCCGCGUGUUGAUGGAGGAUGAGAUUUUACAAAUUUGAAAUUGCAGCCACGAGCGCAAGUUUUUUGCCUACCAAGGAUUGCUUUAUCAGUUAGCUUACGACGAAACAGUCCCGCAGAGUUAGAGAACGGCAUGUGCUAAAUUUUAUAGCCUCUUGAUAGCGAUUAACAUUCAGAAUAACCAAAGUUAUUAAUAUCCUGUCAUUUUCAUUCGUCUCCGUUGAUUGGUACGGCAAAAAACUUAAAUUUCAAACGGAUAAAUAUCUAAUGUAGUAACUCUAUCAAAGAUAUCGAGUACCAAAGGCAAUUUUCGUUUACUAAUAGCAUCGCAAAAGGCGGACGAGCGGGAAGAAUUUCAUUGACACAGUUUUGGACAUCACAAUAUCUAGAUAAUCAUUUGCAUUUUGUAAAUACUGGUUCUAGUGCCAUACCAGUACCUUCUGCGAAGGAAAUUAGUUUAUUGUAUAUCUAUAUACCAUUUCAGAAUGUGAUGGUGUGUUUUAUUUGGCUUUUUGCCAGAAAUUUCUUACUGAAAUAUACUGUGUGUAUGAUUAUUCAUUUUAUAUACUUCUGUGAUUUAAAGGCCAUCUAUUCUAAUUAGUCGUUAUUUUGCCGAGAGUAAUCCAUAUGUUUUCGACGUUAAACGAUUCUUUCAAAGAGAUAAAUUCCAUUUUCUAUCGUGAUCCUCUCGUUGCAGCUGAAUUAAUGUAUGUGUUGAUUACUGUUGUAAUCAUGUGAAAUUUUCUGUAUUUUGAAAGAAAGAACUUAUAAUGAAUAUAAAUUUCUUUACAAAA